CUACUAUCUAAUAGAAAAGGUUCAGGCCUAUUUGGAGACUCUGCGGGAAGAGAGAGAAAAGCUGCUGGGAUUUAAAGUGAUUGGAGAGGGAAAAACCUGGGAAUAUCUGGACUUCAGAAGCACCGUGAGCGGGUGUGAGGCGGGGAAGUUCCAGCAGCCCAUGGAGAUUUCUCUGGAGCUACAGAAGAGACUCAGUGAUUUCUCCCAAGAAAAUAUUGUUUUAAUGGAGACUUUGAGGAAAUUCAAAGACACUCUGCUAUCUGAACCAGAGACAGGAGCACACAGACAGGUGACGGUGACUCUGGAUCCAGACACGGCUCAUCCCCAGCUCGCCCUGUCUGAGGAUCGGAGACAUGUGAGAUGGGGACACGCCCGGCAGGAUCUGCCCGACAACCCUGAGCGAUUUGACACUGAGCUCUGUGUGCUGGGCUGUGAGGGAUUCACCCUGGGG
Mauremys mutica (yellowpond turtle) is the source of this 451-nucleotide messenger RNA. RefSeq names its product erythroid membrane-associated protein-like. The record is from RefSeq and is a predicted model, not a curated record. The annotation marks the transcript as partial. Lineage: Eukaryota; Metazoa; Chordata; Testudines; Geoemydidae. The transcript is spliced from 6 exons.